CAUACGAGGUCACGAUCCGACCUUUGACUCGAGACGGUCACAUGACUUAAUGUCACGUGCAACAUGGAGAAGACUGGAAAGCCUGCAUUGAUACCUUGCCUGGAUGUUAAGGACCGUCAGUUUGAUGGUGUUGUUGUGGUGACAGACAGUUUCUCAAAACUGACUGACAACCUGGAAUGUCUGAAAAAACCACUAGAGGAAUAUGCUCAGAUUGAUGGUUCCUGUGACUCUGAGAUUGUGGUGGUAAACACUGAUGUCAUUCCAUCAAAGCGACUGAUCUACGCACCUACUGGACCCUUGAAUCGGGAUUAUGAUGAUGUUCGGAGGUUUAGUGAUGCAGCGGUUAAGGGCAUCAAAAGAGCCCUCAAGGCUGGCUGCAAGAACCCUCUUCUUGUGUGGCCCAUUGAUGACAGCUUCCCCCGCGCUGGUUUAGUGGCCAUUCUCGGUUCUUUGCAGGCUCUUUAUGUGCCUCUAGAAAUACGGGAAGCUCUCCCAGACAAGGCACAGAAGGCAGACAAGCUAGGGAUCUGGGGUAACAACGAAAAAAAAUUAAAGUGUGGCAUUAUAGUGGCCAAUGCCAUUGAAGAUGGGAGAAUUGUCACACGUGACAUUGGCGGCUCUGACCCAGAACGAAUGGCUGCUCCAAGGGUACAGGAAUAUAUUGAACAUGUCUUCAAGGAUACCUGUAUCAAGAUUGAUGUUAUUUCUGAUGAGAAAACACUUAAAAAGGAAUACCCACUGCUGGCUGCCGUAAACCGCGCUGCAAAAGGUGUUGAACGACAUCAGGGGAGAGUAAUUUGGCUGGAAUACGAAGGUGAAGGUCCCAUUGAAAAGACACUCUUUCUUGUCGGGAAGGGUAUCACCUAUGACACUGGUGGAGCAGACAUCAAGGCUGGUGGGGUGAUGGCUGGCAUGCAUCGGGACAAGUGUGGAGCAGCCACUGUGGCUGGAUUCAUGAAGACGGUGUGUAUUCUGAAGCCGAAAGGUCUCAAAGUUGUCGCUGGUUUGGCCGUGGUCAGGAACAGUGUGGGGUCAGAAUGCUAUGUUUCUGAUGAGAUCAUCACGUCGCGGGGGGGUGUUCGAGUGCGUGUUGGUAACACGGAUGCUGAAGGAAGGAUGGUGAUGACAGACGUACUUUGUAGGAGCAAGGAACUCGCUGUUGAAGCUGUCAAUCCUCAGAUUUUCACCAUCGCUACACUGACUGGACAUUCAAUCCGAGCUGUUGGACCCAACUACACAUGUAUCCUUGACAAUGGACCAGCUAAGAAGAUGAAUAAUGCUCAGAAAAUUCAGGAAGUUGGUGACGAGUUUGGUGAUCCAUUUGAAAUAUCAACACUGCGACGAGAUGACUACGACUUCGUCAAGGGUCCGUCCGAGUAUGAAGAUCUUCUGCAGGCUAACAACCAGCCUUCAACAAUGACCGCCAGAGGUCACCAGAUGCCUGCAGCAUUCAUGAUCGGGGCGUCGGGGAUGGACAAGCAUGGGAUCGACUCAGGCAAACCACUACCCUACACACACCUCGACAUUGCCGGGUCCAGUGGGCCGUACCCCGGAGUCCCCACGGCUAACCCCCUUGUCGCACUGAUCGGUCACUUCGUGGUGCCAAGGAUAUGCCCAGGAUGUAACAAAUGAGCUCGUCGAUGAAAGUUCCAGUUUUCAACAGCAAUGUUAAUAUUUGUUGAGAACAAAAUAGUGCCAUUAUUCAGACUGAUGCUUCGAUUCUUUGGACUGCACAUUCUUGCUUUGGGCACCUAUCCAUUGACUUUAUGCUUCCUGCUUAUUCCCUUCUUUUGUUUUUUUUAACAUCCGUGCUACUAUACACUGAACCAUUCUUACUAAAGUAGGCAUAUAGGUUGUAGAAAUAAUUAUUGCUUAGUGUUAUGUGAGAUGUCUGAUUAAUGAUUUAUACUUGAAGAUUGUUUUGUUUCUUACAUUUACGAAAUAAUUUUUAAAGGAAUACACAAAUUAUAUAGCACAACUACAUGCCGCUUUAUUAUUCAAUUAAAAGUUCCAAACACUGUGAUAUUUAUAAAACUAGUCCUUCAUUUACAAAUAAUUAAAUUUCCGUUAGUCAUUACAAUGUAAAGUCAUCCCAAUGGUCCAUACGUAGCAACAGGAGUUUGUUCAUUUAUCGAUGAACGUGAAAAUUAAGUCGUAUGGGAACGUCAUUUUAUAUGGGCAAGUGGUCUUUUUAAGCGUUAUUGUUUAUGGACCAAAAUAAAGUGUGAACUUUUAGUGUUAUUAUUAGCAAGUAUGAUUCAAAUUUAGUUAUAAGUAUUGUGUGGGGUUUUUUUUUUUAACCCUGAUGAAAAAAAUUAAUAAUCUGCAAACUUAUGUGAGAACGGUUUUGCCGAUUCAGUUUGCAGAUUAUUUAUUUUGUUCAUACCCUGAUGAACGUAAAAGAAAUACGACAAUCCUUAAAUAUUUUUGGAUGUUUAUCCCAAGUGACAAUGUUCUACAGUACCAAUUAAAGGUUUAGAUAAAAGUUCCUGAAAGUGCAUCCAACUAACAAUGACAAGAAAAAGUGCUUUUCAGCAUUUUUAUUUCUAGUAAAUGUCCUUGUUGGCUAUCAACAGUACAUAGUCAUAUUUGUUAGAAAUAUAAAAUUAUUUUCAUCUAUUUUUGUAAUAAAUAAAAGAUUCAUCUAUACAAACAUAUUUGGAUAUGUGUAUUAAAGGGUUCAUGAGCA
Messenger RNA from Gigantopelta aegis, 2689 nucleotides. RefSeq names its product putative aminopeptidase W07G4.4. The transcript has 15 exons. Gene Ontology annotation, molecular function: manganese ion binding; metalloaminopeptidase activity. The coding region runs from base 64 to 1632 and encodes 522 amino acids. Gene Ontology annotation, cellular component: cytoplasm. Gene Ontology annotation, biological process: proteolysis. The record is from RefSeq and is a predicted model, not a curated record. Lineage: Eukaryota; Metazoa; Mollusca; Gastropoda; Neomphalida; Peltospiridae.